Messenger RNA from Phyllopteryx taeniolatus (common seadragon), 10091 nucleotides. RefSeq names its product myelin transcription factor 1b (gene myt1b). Gene Ontology annotation, cellular component: nucleus. Lineage: Eukaryota; Metazoa; Chordata; Actinopteri; Syngnathiformes; Syngnathidae. The record is from RefSeq and is a predicted model, not a curated record. The transcript is spliced from 23 exons. Bases 1607 to 5443 code for a protein of 1278 amino acids. Gene Ontology annotation, biological process: regulation of transcription by RNA polymerase II. Gene Ontology annotation, molecular function: DNA-binding transcription factor activity, RNA polymerase II-specific; RNA polymerase II cis-regulatory region sequence-specific DNA binding; zinc ion binding.
UGUGCACAUUUCUCUCCCCCAAAAGUCGGCACUAGAAAUAACCACUACUGUUUGGGAAACACGCUGCACAUUGUGUCAUGAUUUUUUUGAUUUUUGAUUUUUCAACGAGUGUCUUGUCGGAUUCGUGACCCGCCGUGCAUGAUGUGGACUUCUCUGUUGUGUUGUUGUUUUUUUCCGCUCACAAUCCUAACCUUCUCUUUGCUUUGCUUCCAUGGCCACGUAAUGUGUGCGGAACUUGGUCUGUGCACCUGCGUCCUAAGAUGGAGGAAAGAUGAGGGAUGGUAGUGAUGAUGAUGAAGAAGCCCACGAUACUAUAUGUGGCUUUCAUUGUAAUUGGCUGCACAUUCGACUACAUUUUCUAUAAAGACUUUUUUUUUAAAUUAAGUUUUGCUGUUAUUUUGUGCUAAUGGCUAACGUGUCGAGGUUGUUCGCAGGGAGUAUUAGCAUGUGAAUUGAACAGUUUACUUGUGUCUUCAAAGUAUCCACAUUUGCAAACUUUAUUCAAUAAUACAAGGCUUGCAGUGUAUUUUUGAAUGUGUAAAGUGCUCCAUUCUUUAAAAUUCAGUUGAAAAUUGUCAAAACUGUCUCGUAACAAAAAAACAUGACAUUUGAUUUCCUCGUAUUUCAUCUGGCCUCAUAUAGUGUAGGGUCCACUGUAACUCUUUGAUCUGAUGCACUACUGAUAGAUAUGAUGACCACUUUUUUUGUUGUUGUUUUCCUCUGUUUUCUUUAACGUGAAAUGUAGCCUGGUUUCGAAGGAUUACAGAAUUAGGUUAUUGGUGCCUUAUGCUGUCACUGGAGACUAUAGCUUGCAUGCAGCUCAGGCCGAGCUCACCUCUGCGUUUUUACUUACCUUAAUGGCAAACCUUUCUAUUUAUUAGGGACUGAAUAGCCUGUGGCGAGGACAGCAGGUGCCGGAGGAGAGAGUGUAAUAAACAUGUUGGAGGAGCAGCUGGGGCUAAAUUGCACCCUCGUCAUUCAAAGCCUAUCAGAAAUCUAAGCUAUACAAGCAAAGGUCAGGGUCCUGCAGGCUUUCAAUGGAGAGCCGGCAUUUCAAAUGACAGGCUUGGAAAUAAUGAAUUUCAUGCCUUGUGUUGAAAAGGGAAAAAAGCAAAAGGAGUUUUGAUAAAAACAAUGCAAAACUUACAAUCUUGUGACAUGCAAAACUCUGCAGUGCCAGUGCUACUGUUCUAUUUGAUAAGCAGCGGUGACACAUUUGUUGUUCCUCAGAUGCUGAGGUCAGGGUGGCCCUCAGGGGAGCUUCUCCAAAAGCUGUUACUAUGCUCUCCUACAUGGCUUCCCCUCUGUGCCAUAACUGCGUGAACCAGGCAUUUGUCUUGAUUCCAGCCUUUUAACAGCUCUUUAUACAGUAUCUAACCUCUAUCGUCUUCAGAUGUAGCAACUAGGCUUUUUUUCCCAAUGUGAUUUUAACAUUUCCUCCUCCACAACUUUUGAUUUGUGAUUCUCUUUCUGCUUCUUUGAGCAUCUAAUCACAUUGUAUUGUGACUAAAUCCCUCUUUCCAGGAGCGUGAGUGUACAGCUGGCCUAGCCCCGUAUGUACACUUAAUACUGUUACAGUCAGCCCACUCUGGUAUUUAAUCUAACUAUGGAUUUAGGGCUCUUUGCUCCAACAUCCCAACACAAAAAUGAGUUUCGGGGCGAGCUGGUAAACCAGCGGUGGACGCGAGGCGAGAGGACCAGCAGCCGCUGUCAGGCCUCCCUAAGACUGCAGAGCCGUCGACCAAUCAUGAUGAGUGUAGAAAGUGAUGACAAGCGAACUCGCACUCGGUCCAAGGGAAUCAGAGUUCCUAUUGAGCAUGUAGGACAGGAGCUGAGCUGCCCCACCCCUGGAUGCAAUGGCUCUGGCCAUAUCAGUGGGAGAUACUCACGACACAGAAGCAUUCUGGGAUGCCCCUUAGCCAGAAAGCGCCGACUUGAGGAGGCAGAGGCAGAGCAGGAACAGGAAAUGGAGCGGCCGACAUCCAAGAGGAAGUCCCACCCCCUCAAACUGGCUCUGGAUGAGGGUUUCAGCGCAGAAAGUGAUGUCAGUAGUGAAGGUGAGGGAGAGGGCGAGACGGAUGGAGAGAACAGAAGCAGAAGCAAGGAGGAUGAGGACGAUAUUGACACUGCUGCAGUGGAAGAGAAGACUGUGGAAGACCUAAAACAUGAAGGACAAACAAAUGGACAAGAUGAGGAGACACAGAGUCAGCAAAAGGAGGAAGAGGAGAGGGAAGAAUCAGCAAAUCGUAAGGACUUAGAAGAAGAGUGUGUCAUCAUUGAGCCUCCAAUGACACAGGAGUGUCAGUCUCCUUCUCUGAAUGCUGAAGAAGUGGCCAACUCUCUCCUCCACCUCGGCCGAGUCCCUGCUACCGGUAACGACAACGAUGCUCCAACUGUGGCAGCCCCGCAGCCUGUUGCUAUGGAGACUGAGGGGAAUGUCACCGUGACAGUUGAACACAAUGAAAAAGUAAAGGAGCAGCAUGGUGGGAAAACGGCUGAGGCAGAGGAAGGCGUAGUAGGCAGAGGUCACGACAUGGAAGAGGCGACAGAGGAGGAGUUGGUGGAUGACCGAGGAGAGCAAGAACCUCUUGCCAAGGAGGUCCACCAUGAACCCACAGCAGAUGAAAAGGAGGAGACAGCAGUGUCAGCACAGCAGAGAAAGAACACACCAGAAGAGGAGGAGAAAGAUGAGGAGGUGAACCCAAAUGUACCAACUGCUGUCCGCACCAGCACCAGCACCACAGCAGCUCAGGGACCACGCAUCAAGACUGAAGACCACAGGGUCAGUCCUCUGGAGGACUACAACACACAUGACAACUACGGCGUGACUACAGCCACUCCACUUGAGAGUUAUGACUCCCACAAACCACUUCAUAACUACAAGGCCUGCCUUCCUUUAAACUACAUCUCCCACGUGGCCAGUCCACUUGAGAACUACUCACCAAAUCCCAGAGGGGAUAACUUUCAAAUCCACAAAGUCUCCCACUCUGCUUCCCCUGACAUUAUCGAGGUGCAUUCUGACAAGUCUGAUGAGAAAGACUUUGAUGAUGUAGAUGGUGACAAUGAGCACGAUGACGAGGACAGCCUCUCCCAGCGCUCCACCGUCACAGAUGAGUCCGAGUUGUUUGACAUGACCCGAGGGAACCUGGGCCUCCUCGAGCAAGCCAUUGCUCUCAAGGCGGAGCAGGUGAAGCCGGCCGGGCCCAGGGAGCUGCUAGGUGUGCCCGAUAUACAGCAUCACAGAUAUUUCACCAUGGAAGACCGGCCUAAGCACCUUGAUGUCAUCAGAAAGAGCUACUUCAAAGAGAGUAUUCGGCCAGAGAAGAGGGAGAUCAAGUGUCCCACCCCAGGGUGUGACGGAACAGGUCAUGUGACUGGCCUGUACCCCCACCACCGUAGCCUGUCAGGCUGCCCUCACAAGGACAGGAUCCCCCCUGAGAUUCUGGCCAUGCAUGAGAAUGUGCUGAAAUGUCCAACUCCUGGCUGCACUGGUCAGGGCCAUGUUAACAGCAACCGAAACACACACCGCAGUCUUUCAGGAUGUCCCAUUGCAGCGGCAGAGAAGUUGUCCAAGACCCACGACAAGCAGAUCCCUCAGCCUGGGAGCGACCUCCUCAAAGGAAGUCCCAAUGACAGAGUUCUCAGGCCCAUGUGCUUCGUAAAGCAACUGGAGAUGCCCCAGUAUGGUAGCUACAGGCCCAACAUGGCGCCAACCACACCCCGCGCCAACCUGGCCAAGGAGCUGGAGAAGUACUCCAAGGUGUCCUUCGAUUAUGCAAGCUUUGAUGCUCAAGUGUUUGGGAAGCGUAUGCUUGCACCAAAGAUGCCCACCAGCGAAACCUCACCCAAAGCCUUCAAAAGUAAGCCCUCAUUCGCCAAGUCAUCGUCGCCCAGCCUUAGCCUCCAAGGUUAUGGCAAACCUUCCUCCUUGGCCUAUGACUACUCCCAUGAUGCCGAAGCUGCCCACAUGGCUGCUACCGCUAUCCUCAACCUGUCUACACGGUGCUGGGAGAAACCUGAGAACCUUAGCACCAAGCCACAGAACAAGGAAAUGGACAUUGAGGUGGAUGAGAAUGGUACUCUGGACCUGAGUAUGAAGAAGCCCAUCAAGCAUGAGGGCAGCCUGUCUGGCACCAGCCCGGGGGUCCGUUCCCCAGACCCUUCUUCUUCCUCAUCUUCCUCUCUGCAUCAUGGGGAAAGCAGUGGGAUGACAUCACCAAACCUACAGAGCUACAAACAGGAGGAGUGGGAGGGGCCUCUGGAUUUUACCAAACACAACCGCCAAAGGGAGGAGGAAAUGGACGAGAUGGAUCAUGCUGCACAGUCGUAUGUGUCAUCUGACCCAGAGGACAGUGACAUGAUGCAGGACUUAAUGGAGGACAGGAAGUACCCUGGAGAAGUCACAACCCCAAACUUCAAGGUCAAGUUCCAGCCCAAGGACAGCAAGAAGGAGUUGCUGUCAUGCCCAACACCUGGCUGUGAUGGCAGUGGCCACAUUACAGGGAACUAUGCAUCUCAUCGCAGUUUGUCUGGGUGUCCUCUCGCUGAUAAGAGCCUCCGGUCCCUCAUGGCGGCACACACCCCUGAACUCAAAUGUCCCACUCCGGGAUGUGACGGCUCAGGUCAUAUCACAGGAAACUACGCCUCCCAUAGAAGUCUCUCUGGGUGCCCGCGUGCCAAGAAAAGUGGAAUUAAAACUCCUACCAAGGACAACCAGGAGGACUCGGAGCUUUUAAAAUGUCCGGUGCCGGGCUGUGACAGUCUGGGACACAUCAGCGGGAAGUACGCCACGCAUCGCAGUGCCUACGGGUGUCCACUUGCAGCCCGCAGGCAGAAGGAGGGCCUCCUGAAUGGCACACCCUUCAACUGGAAGGCAUUCAAGACAGAGGGACCGACGUGUCCAACCCCGGGAUGUGACGGCUCUGGCCACGCUAACGGCAGCUUCCUCACACACCGCAGCCUCUCAGGAUGCCCCAGGGCGUUGUAUGCCAAGAAAAAAGCCAAGUUUCCCACUGAGGACUAUUUGAGUACCAAGUUCAGAGCCAGUGAUGUUCUGGACAAUGACGAAGACAUCAAGCAGCUCAACCAAGAGAUUAAUGACCUCAACGAGUCCAACAACGAAAUGGAGGCAGAUGUAGUCAACCUGCAAACGCAGAUCACUUCUAUGGAAAAUAAUUUGAAAAACAUUGAGCAAGAGAACAAGAUGAUCGAAGAGCAGAACGAGGCUCUGUUCAUGGAGCUAUCUGGUCUGAGCCGGGUCCUGAUCCGUAGCCUGGCUAACAUACGCGUGCCACACAUGCAGGAGCCCAUCACGGAGCAGAACUUCGACAGCUACGUGAACACUCUGACCGACAUGUACACCAACAAAGACUGCUUCCAGAGCCCUGAAAACAAGGCUCUACUGGAGAGCAUCAACAAAGCUGUGAAGGGUAUCAAAGUCUGAGACACACAUACACACACACACACAGACGUGGAAGAGCGAAGCUGUCCUAAAGACCGUGACAGAGUCACAGGGAUAUUGAAAUAUAUCAAGUAAUAUAAAUCAAAAACAAGAAAAAGGGAAUUCAGGUUAUAUAAAUAAACACAACCCAGGGAGCAAUCUGUGAGCAGAAAAGGACGCGGACCAAAAUCCCCAUGAUGCUGCUUCUGGGAUCACUGAAGAUGUGAAGAAGAAACGAAUCCUUCAGGCAGAAUGGAUGGACUACAAGGCUACUAUAAGCUAACGUAUCUGGGGCGUUCAUUAUGCUCUAUGGUCACUCAUAUAUCGCCUGUGUGUCCUGAGAUGUGUUUAAGGACAAUUUCACUGUUGCCCAGAUGAUCCUUUUUGUUAGUUAGUUAUUUUGUUUGUUUGUUUGUUUGUUUGUUUUUGAUUGCUUGAAACAUGGUGGAUGGCGGACUUGUAAAGGAAGAGGAGUUGAACAUUAGUUCUGUAGCAUUCACUGUGGCAAGUAUGUGUGUGUUCACCAGCUCUGAACAGCCCAGCGACCACACACACAAACACACACACACACACACACACACACACAUGCACACAAGCAAUAUGGAGCAUGCACUAAAUUCAAUGUGUGUCUGCUUUGUGUUACUACCCCACCAAAGGAGUCAAUGCGAUGUUGAUCCCAUUUUGUGAACACAUUUAAGUGGCAAGCUGAUCUAGGACCAGCGAAGGUUGCGUUCUUUCUCCAUGCGACAUAAGCAGCAGCAGAUAAACAACUUUUGUUUAAUUGUUUCAAAAAACAGACACGCGCGUAGUCAUAGUGUGCACGCAUUGCAACUUAAGUUAGUCAUAUCAAUAGUUUUUAUAUCAACAUAGGAAUUGCACUUAAUUUCAUUGAAUAGUUUUGUGGUACAAUAAUUAUUGUUAUAUAUGAAUUAUUUAAAUUUGUGAACUUUUAAAUUGUAACUUAUUGACAUUUAUGUUAUUGAGGUUUAUUUAUUUGAAGCAAUUUAUUUAUUGAAUUUGUAACGCAAAAAGAAUGCAUCUUUACUGAUUAAUAUGGAAGCAAUUUACAGAUGUCUUGAGAAUCUUUAUAGAUAAAGGUCAAGGCAUAUUUUUUUUAAAAAUACUUUUUAAAACAAAUGUUUUAUAACAAAAAUACACCUUUUGCCCAUUAUUCUUUUUUUUCGUUUUAAUUAUGUUCUUUCUGGUUCUCGUAUGUUCCUAAACACACGACUGAAAGAAAAUUGAGGAAAUAUGUAUUUAUUAUUUAUUUAAUAUGAAAGAAAUCGACUGAUGGCUGUAUAUUUAUUUUGUUAUUUAUGUGUGUGAUGUGACUAUGAUGAGUCUGAGUAGUCUUAAAGAUCCACUGACAAUAUUUAAAUAAAGACAAAAAAUCAGCACAGGUAUUGUUUGAUUACUUAGGCCUAAAUGCGUAGGUAUGCCUGGAGCUGAAAACUGAAAGUAAUUACUGUUGUCUUGCUCUCUGCUCUCUGUAUUGUUUAUGCCAGCUCAUGUUUGCUUGUGUGACAGAAAACCAAGGAAACUUAACAAAAGAAGUGACCUCCCCAAGCAUUUUGUAGCAGCCAACAUAACUCACCCCAAACUUCUGUAAUGUACUAAAGAUGCUUACACAAUGCAUUUGGUAGCUAUUUUGUAUUUGUUUUUGAUUUUUUACAUCUGUUAUUCCAGUCCAAUGAUGCAUCUGUGCACUUGUGUUAUUAAGGUUGGCUUUCAAACACACAUAUACACAUACACAAAGCAAACUGUAGGAUGGCCUCCGUUUGACAAAAAUACACACCCUUGUAGCCUUACUGUAGAUCUUUAAUUUUUUGAUGCACAAAGUGCCACUAAAAGAAAAGGAAAAAAAAAAACUCUCUUUAUUUCCAGAUUCUUGGCAUUUCUGCAAAGUUCCAAUGUCUGGUCCUGGGAAGACCAUGGCAUCGAGAGAGUGGUGAUUGUUUCAGAUGCCUUUAUUUCUCUGCCAAGAUGGCCAUAAGUACACUAUAUAUUCAUUCUGUAUAAAUAGAUUUUAAAAAUGCUAUAUAUAUGAAUAUAAACAUACAUAUAUUUUUCCAGUGUAAUUGUGGACUUGCGCUUCUACUCCUUUUCAAAGCAUCACUCGCUGUGUAGAAGAGAGGUGAGGGCUGUAAGCAAUAGGAGGCAGUUACACAAAGACCCGUUCAACUGUGGCUUUAAAUACAACACGCUGGAGUUGAAGGCAAUUAGGCAAAGUUAUAUGUUACAGUAUCCUAGAAAAGUGUUACCACUCCACCCGCUUUAUUUUAUUUGUCUGUCUUUAAUCCAGAGAUGUAAAAAGAAACACAUCUACUGCCUGUAUGUCGUACCGAAUCUGAGAUUGAUACUAGAUGUUUGGCUCUUUAUUUGUGUCAUGUAACUUCCUGUAGAGUUGAUGGGGGGGGGGGGGGGGGGGGGGAAUGGGAAAUGAGGGGCGGAAAAGAUGAUGAUGAUGAUGAUGAUGGCUCCGAAUAAUGUUCUGCACAUAUUGUUUGGCUAUGUUGUGCAGUUAUUGUAAUGUUACUGGUCACCACCAGCUGAUCCUCUUUAAUGUUGAAACAAGCAAGUAUAGGAGAAGUGUUAAACCUGCCUUUCUGAGUGGUCUGUCGCAGCUUACUGUGGUGUACAGUAUGAUCCCCGUGUGUAAUUCUGAUGUCAAAGGCAUGUUGUCAGUGUGCUUCUAGCAAAUGUAGAAUGAAACUCCUAUGUGCACUUUCUGAAGAACUGUUGAAAAUGGCAGCAUAUGAAUCCUGUUUGGUCCAAAAACAAGCCUCCGCCUUGAUUCUGUGGCCUGUACUGUCAGAAAUAUAGAAGGAAGCAAAACUGUUUCACCCCCCCACCCUUAAAAUAAAACUAAAGAGAUGAGCUGCUCGCUGAGUUUGACUCUCAGCAGAGUGACACGUCAGGUCAGCAGUCAGCUGAGGCCUGGAGCACUAAGCAAGAAGGCAUAGUGUGUGUGGGAGUGGGAAAUUGAUUUGCCAGGCUGCACAAUCGUUUUCUUUUUGGAAGUGUUUGUUCCAUAAAUAUGAAUCCAUCACUCAAAAGAAUAUCAAAGCUCUUUAUGACCCGCCCUCCCGGUCCCCCUUCUCUUCAUGUCUUGUGUAACCUUUCCUCGGGAAAGAUGGUUUGAAUGCAUUUGGUUAACGAAGUAGCAUAUUCUCUCUUUCUUUCUCUCUCUCUCUUGAAAUGCACGAGAAUACUAUCCAGGACUGAAUAUUCUCGCAAUUUAUUUAAUAUGGCAUGACCCCUUUUAAACUGCUGGAUGAAAUUGUCUGGCUAGGUAUGUAAAUUAUUAUCACAGAGGCCGUAAAAGCGUAACAUUCUCAAAAAAUGUCAGUCACAGUAGCCCAGGGGCGCUAGUUCUGUGCCCACACACUGUAUGUUUGCUUAUUUUCAUUAAAUUGCCCAAUGAUGGAGUCAGGAGUUGCAUUAUUACUGUUAUAAAUGUGGAAAUGUCCUUUACAAACAAUGUGGUCAGGGCCCACUAUUUCUCACCCCAGACUUUUUGGGGUUUUUGUUUUUGUUUUGUUUGUUUGGUUUUUUUUGACGUAGUGUCACUUUCAGGGAAACCAGCCUGGACCAAAAUCCAGCAGCGAGUUCAAAAUGUGGGAUUUGCUUUCUGGUUUUAGUUCAGGUUCUCAUCACACACAGUGUGGACCUGAGGGAGUAAAACGGCAAAGUUUGUGUGGCACUUUUCAUCAAGCUGACUAAAACCAAAAGAGCCCCCCCACCCGCAUCUCCCUCCCGCUGUAGUUUCAAGCUGUGUGGUCUUAUCAUGUGUGCCUUUCUCAUGCCACCCAUUCAAAAAUAAUGGUAUGUUUACACUGUUUCAAACACCGCUACACAGUUUGGACUGGAUCUCUUUAGUAGAGGACGUGUUAUAACAAACCCUAACAGGCAACGUUUUUGUUCAGGCAAAAAAACAACAGCAACAACAAAAAAAACUGUGAUCUCAUCUGUUGAUUCAGGUACCAAACUGCAUGGACAGUCGCUGUGAAGGAAUUUUAAAAAACAAAACAAACAAAAAAAACAACACCCCUAGAUACUGCAUCAGUGUGCAGGGCAUUAUUUUGAAACAAGUGGAAGUCUGUACAUAUUUAUAUUAAGAGGAUACAGUGUUAUAGUUGUUGUAUUGAAGACAAUUGGUGAUAAAUCGUUUCUGACAAAAGAAAAUGCAUCCACAGCCAAGGCUUGUCCUGCUAGCACAUUUUUACAGAGAUGAGCUAUUUUUACUGGUGAUUUUCUAGGCAUUGAUAUUGAUAUCUUUUUGAAUAAGUGCAAAACUUCCAAACUUAACAAGCACUUCCACAAUGAUAGAUUGUAUGGUCCUUUUUGUUACUUUUGUAGACGUGGUUGUUUCUUUGCUACUGCACCAUUUUAUAAAGUGGAACAGGUCUUGGCUGUGUGUCCUCGGGGUCUUUUUUCUUUAUGGUUUGAAAAUAUGAUUGCCUUUUUUUCCCCCAAGUAAGAUAAUGUAGUUUGGCCGAAUUUGUGACUGUGUGUUUGUGAACUUGUGUACAUGUUCCCAUGUUCCCGUGUCAGUGUUCUAACCCAGAGAAGUGAUGUCAGUUAUUGUGGGCGUAUGAAUCAUUUUAAAUGUUCUCUAUGAAACACACAAAUAAAGAAUCAUAGACAAGGA